GGAUGGACACAUAGGAUAACAUGCUGGGGAUGGACACCUAGGAUAACAUGCCGGGGAUGGACACAUAGGAUAACAUGCCGGGGAUGGACACAUAGGAUAACAUGCUGGGGAUGGACACGUAGGAUAACAUGCCGGGGAUGGACACAUAGGAUAACAUGCUGGGGAUGGACACAUAGGAUAACAUGCCGGGGAUGGACACACAGGAUAACACGCCGGGGAUGGACACAUAUAGGAUAACAUGCCGGGGAUGGACACAUAGGAUAACAUGCCGGGGAUGGACACACAUAGGAUAACAUGCCGGGGAUGGACACAUAGGAUAACAUGCUGGGGAUG
Staurois parvus is the source of this 333-nucleotide messenger RNA. The record is from the annotation of a GenBank genome assembly. NCBI's taxonomy places the organism in Eukaryota, Metazoa, Chordata, Amphibia, Anura, Ranidae.